Messenger RNA from Aplysia californica (California sea hare), 4183 nucleotides. RefSeq names its product regulator of chromosome condensation. Gene Ontology annotation, molecular function: DNA binding; guanyl-nucleotide exchange factor activity. NCBI's taxonomy places the organism in Eukaryota, Metazoa, Mollusca, Gastropoda, Aplysiida, Aplysiidae. Bases 308 to 1585 code for a protein of 425 amino acids. Gene Ontology annotation, cellular component: cytoplasm; nucleus. The record is from RefSeq and is a predicted model, not a curated record. The transcript has 11 exons.
CUAGGAAUUUUGAAAGUGUAGCUCAAAGCAGUUAAUUGUUUAUUUGAAAAAGGCUGUGCUGUAUUAUAAUAUUUAUAUUAGGCCAAUGUCACUUGGCCUUUAUUGACAGUCUUGCAGAAUUUGAACGCGCGAAAUAAACAAUCUGGCACUAAAUAUCUACUUCCGGUCCAGACAUUACUGCACUUCGUUGAAAUUUCUCAACUUCCCUUGAUCUGCUUCUGUGCCGUCCUCGUUUGCAUGACGUGCCGGCCGUUGUCUUUUACUUUUAGCUUGUGUGGAUGAUCGUUUGAAAACAAUAAAAUAAAAGAUGUCAAAGGCUCAAGGCAAAAAACGCACUUUGAAUCAUAUUGAGGAGGGUUCUGCUCGGAAACGAUUGAAAGUGAGCCAUGAUUCACAUGGCUCAACACAAGGCGUGGUUCUUACUUGUGGUCAAGGAGAUGUGGGCCAGUUAGGCCUCGGUGAGGACAUAAUGGAGCGUUCAAGGAUGUCUUUUGUGGAUAUUCCUGAUCCUGUCAUUCAAGUUUGUGCGGGGGGCAUGCAUACUGUGUGCCUGACCAGUACAGGCCAGGUAUACACUUUUGGCUGCAACGAUGAAGGUGCCUUAGGGCGGGACACAAGUGUGGAAGGCUCUGAGACCAGACCUGCCAAAGUGAACAUCCCUUGUCCUAUUGUCAUGGUAACGGGCGGUGACAGUCACACUGCAGCACUCUCAGAUGAUGGCAGAGUAUAUGCCUGGGGAAACUUCAGAGAUGCAAAUGGCUCUAUAGGCUUAACAUCAAAUGGUAUUGAGAAGACACCUGUGGAAUUGAUUCAAGAGGAGGUGAUUAUCAAAAUAGCAUCAGGAAGUGACCACCUGGCCUGUCUCACUGACAGAGGAGAGCUUCUCACUCUAGGUUGCGCUGAACAGGGCCAGCUGGGAAGAAUCGCUGAGUGUUUUGCUACUCGUGGGGGGCGUAAAGGACUCGACAUGAUUCUCAGUCCUGGUCGUGUUAAGGUGAAGCGUCACAGAAGUCGGAAACUGGCCACCUUCUCUGAUGUGUGGACGGGCCAGUACAUGACCUUUGCUCAAGAUAAAGAGACAGGAGAUAUAUAUGCGUGGGGACUUAAUAAUUAUUUUCAGCUUGGAUUUGGUGACAUGGAAAAUCGAUUUGUUCCCGAGAGAGUGAAGUCUUUCUCUGAAAAUGGACCGUGGUCAAUGAUCAGUGGAGGGCAGCACCACACCGUAGCUUUAGAUGGAAAAGGAAAAGUGCACACGUUGGGGCGAGAGGAUUAUGGACGACUUGGUCUAGGUGAAAAGUGUGGAGAAAAGGAUCUGCCAACACUUGUUCCUGCAUUACAAGACUUUACCUGUACCAAUGUUGCUGCAGGAGGCUGUGUCACUUUUGCUGUUACUUCUGAUGGGUCUGUGUAUUCCUGGGGUAUGGGCUCCAACAACCAGCUGGGAGCUGGUGAUGAUGAAGAUAGAUUUGAACCGACAAAGGUAGCAGGCAAGCAAAUGGAGUCAAGACAAGGUGUCUCAGUUUCCUCUGGAGGACAGCACACCGUACUCCUAGCAAAGAAUAUACAGAACGGCACUGCUCACUGACCAUGACAUUUUAUUGUAAAAGGAGCAAAGACUGAGAAUUAUGAGAUAAAUUACUUUUUCCUUUUGCGAUGAUGCCCCUCAGUCUUAUGUGUAUCAGCAAUAGCACAACAUGUGGUUGUGGCUGGCUCCAAAAAUUUGUAGCAGUUCAUCUUAUAAUUCUCAGUGUUUGGUAUGAGUGCAUGUGUAUGUUGUGUGGUGUCUGAUAGUUCAGAACUCUUGUAUGGAACAUUUCUAUAUCAGCGGGUCACCAUUGAAUUUGGGUAAUAACUUGCCAGAAACUAAUUUUUUUAAACACAGAUUUAUAUCUUUUCUUUUUGUAAAUUAAAUUUUUCAUGUCUGCGUUGUUGCCAGUGCAGCUCAGGGUUUUUGUUAGGUAUUGUUUAUGACUGACAUACCUUUCAUAGUUUUCUGUCUCGUUUUAGCUUGAAACUUGUGUAAUACGCAUUUGUACCAUCUUUCUGUUUUUUCUUUUUAAUUGUGGAGAUAAGUAAUUAAAAUUUUUUACCCCUUACACAUUUUUAGGGAGAGUCCUGAACGCUUAUAAAACUUACUCGGUGGUUGGUUGGUCAUUAUUUUUAGAAUUGUUUGCAAAAGUAAUUAUGCGAAAGUGAUUGUGUAAAUUUGGUUCCUGUCUUUUUUUCUCGAGUAUUGUUUGUUGUACACAUCAUCUUUGUUCCGACGUGUCUCGGUUAUAUAGAUAGGUAUUUAUGACAUAGGGAGAGAAACUGAAUGUUUAUCAAUGGUGUGACGUUCAUGGUGUUUGUGAGUAAGAAGAGAUUUUGCAAAAUUCCAGAGCCAAAGGUGAAUAAAAAAAUAUGUUUGUGCCAUUUUGUAUUUCUUAAUAUCAUCGGGUUUAACAUUCCUUUGUUCAGAAGGCUGAAAAUUGGUAGUCUAGAAUGGUUUGCUCCCUUUUCCUCCUUUACUGUAUUGCCUAGAAUAGUUGAAUUCUUUAUGACUACCUUGUGUUGACUGUACUGUAAAACCUCUAUGUUACCCCUGUCCAAUUUUAUCAAUGCGGAUACUUCCUUUUAAGCUGCAAAAAUAUUUGAAGUAUUGGUACUAAAGUAUGGAAAGGGAGAGGAAAAUUAAGAUUAAAUAAAAUAUCUUUUCCCCCUGCUUACGGAUGGCUACUCGUCUCACAGUUCAUGUAGAUUUUCAUAUAAUGUCCCUGGACCUUUUAUUGUGACAAUUUAAAGUUCAGCAAAAUUGAUAAAAUCAAUUCCUAAGAAGAUUUCAAAGAAUAUGCCGAUACAGUCUGAACUAUUAUUGCACAACCAAUUGCAAGAGAACUUGUUCACGAAACAUGUUGACUGGAGAAAAAAAAAUCAGUCACAAAAACCUGGGUGAGUUUUCAGCUUUGCAUUUGACUUCCAAGCUUCUUCCUCUGCCCUAAUAACUACUCCAGUCUAACACAAGUACUCAGACAUACACGGUCCAUUUACCCCCACAUAGUUUUCCCAGUCACAUAGGUUCAAACAAGGAUGGGAUAUUAAUGGGGCCAAGGGGUAAGCUUGGGUUGGGCAUACAUGCCACAAAGUAAGGUUCCAUAGCAGUCUUGAGAUGCUAAGCCUUUGUCCACCCUCUGCAUUUCUUCAGUUUGUGUUCAGUAAGAGUGGGUCGUUCUUCUUGAUAAAAACUUCAAUAUGUUGACACUGAUGAGAGUCAGUAAUGGACAGGUGGUUGCAAAGGGAAUGAGGAGAGUUUAUGUGGCGGAUAGUAGGGCGUCACUUGUGGGAAGUAGCUGUAAAUUGGAGUAGAGUUCCCUUUACUGCACCACAGUAGUUCACGUUACGUGAGCAUUUUGUGUGCAUGUCUCUCUCUGUGCACUUGGCAUAAUGUAUUGCUGACUAGUCUUUCAGGUAUGUUGAGCAUUGUUGGCACUGGUAUACAUGGGUGGUUAUGCUAGUACGUUAGUGUGGUUUACUACCGAGUUUCUUUUUCCAUUACGUUAAUUUUGCAGAAUUUAUAUGAAGUUGUAUCUUAGAGUAUAUGGGUGGGCAUGAAUUUUUUCUAUCCUAGUCCAGCAUCAUUUGCCCUCGUCCGGUGCAUGCUGAACUGACUCAUGUGUUAAGCUUUUAUGAAAAUAGUGAAUGAGCUUGCAGGAUAUGUCUGUGUUGUAUGAUGAGAUGUGUUCUUUGGGUUUGUGUGUGUGUGUGGUUUUUUUUUUUUGGGGGGGGGGGGUUUGCUAGGUGUAAAACAGUGCACAGUAUUAUUAUAACAUAAAGUCUUCCCUUAGUUUCGAAGAUAUUUCACUUCAGUCCACUUGUCCACUACUAGUGUGGAAACGGUGCAUGGAUUCUUCUUAAGACAUCUAUUUAUUUCCUUGUGUUUCCCAGCUUGUCCUGACUAUCAUCCUGCUGUUUCAACAGCUGUGUUGUGUAAUAUACAAGGUGUGCUGUUGCUGCUCAGGAGCUCAGCUUCACACAACCUGGUGUGCGCUUUUUUUAUUGAUCACUUCUUUUUAUUCCAAUGUGUGCUGAUCAAUGGGUUUUUUUUGUUGUUGUUUUUUUUGGUCUGUGCUAAAUUUAACUAUUUUAGUUUGGAAUGAGGAUUUGGUUUGUGAAAAAGGCAGUCAUUUAAAAAAAAUAGAAAGAACCU